GAAUGGGGUCUGCCGGCCUAGCUCGGCUGCAUGGGCUUUUCGCGACCUACAAGCCCCCGGGGCUAAAAUGGAAACACCUGCGGGACACCGUGGAAAUGCAACUUCUGAAGGGUCUCAACGCUGGAAAACCUCCUGUCCUUGAACAACGUGUUCGCUUCCUGCUGGGCCCCAUGGAAGGAAGUGAAGAGAAGGAACUGACCCUCACAGCCACUUGUGUGCCCACCCUCACCAACCAUCCCCUAGUGCGUGGACCAGAAUUCACCAGUCUGAAGGUUGGUGUGGGACACCGGCUAGAUGCCCAGGCUUCUGGGGUGCUUGUGCUCGGCGUGGGACACGGACGCAGGCUUCUCACUGACAUGUACGAUGCUCAUCUCACCAAGGAUUACACGGUACGUGGCCUCCUGGGCAGAGCCACAGAUGACUUCUGUGAGGACGGACGGCUAGUAGAGAAGACGACAUACGACCAUGUGACCAGAGAGAAGCUGGACCAAAUCCUGACAGUGAUUCAAGGCUCCCAUCAGAAGGCCCUGGUGAUGUACUCCAACCUCGACCUGAAGACCCAGGAGGCCUAUGAAAUGGCCGUGAGAGGCUUGGUCCGGCCUAUGAACAAGUCCCCAAUGCUGAUAACGGGCAUCCGGUGCCUCCACUUUGCACCUCCAGAAUUCCUCUUAGAGGUUCAGUGCAUGCACGAGACGCAGAAGCAGCUGCGAAGGCUGGUGCAUGAAAUUGGCCUGGAGUUGAAGACCACCGCUGUCUGUUCCCAAGUGCGACGCACACGCGAUGGCUUUUUCACACUGGAUGAUGCUCUGCUGAGAAAGCAGUGGGACCUACGCAGCAUCCAGGAUGCCAUCCAGGCUGCAGCCCCCCGGGUGGCAGCGGAGCUGGAGAAGAGCUUGAGGCCGAUGCUGGGCGCCCAGCAGCUCCCGGACCCAGGCCGGCCCUGGGACUCCACAGGGCCAAACUCCACCUGA
Messenger RNA from Orycteropus afer afer, 971 nucleotides. It is a transcript of the gene TRUB2, whose product is annotated as TruB pseudouridine synthase family member 2. Gene Ontology annotation, biological process: pseudouridine synthesis; RNA processing. Lineage: Eukaryota; Metazoa; Chordata; Mammalia; Tubulidentata; Orycteropodidae. Gene Ontology annotation, molecular function: pseudouridine synthase activity; RNA binding. The record is from RefSeq and is a predicted model, not a curated record.